Enterobius vermicularis (human pinworm) is the source of this 606-nucleotide messenger RNA. The record is from the annotation of a GenBank genome assembly. NCBI's taxonomy places the organism in Eukaryota, Metazoa, Nematoda, Chromadorea, Rhabditida, Oxyuridae.
AUGGAUAGAAAGAGAAAACGGCUUUUGUCUAGUAAUGCUGAAGAGAAGCGCACCAAAUUUGACGAAUCAGAGAGUGGCGAACCACUUGAAGUGCGUUUACGCAGUAAUCACGCAGAAGUAGUGCUUACUGCGUUAAAUUAUUGCAAGCAGGGACUUUCAUCAAAAACGACAGUUGAAAAAUUUGUCAAUUCCGUCACCGAUAGAUUUCUUGCGGUUGUAGAUGCAUUCAAAAGAGCAGCCUUGUCUGAAGUUGCAAGCAGUUCUCCAUGGUCAGCCGUGCUAAAAAAAGCUGCUAGUAUUCUUGCUACCUGCUGUUAUUUUUCUUUCACGGCGUGUGCAGAGCUAGCAAAACCGAGGAGGAAUAUUCCGCAAACACUAGGUAGAUUAUUAGAGAUGAGCGAAGCUCGAGUCCCUUUAUCUACGAAGUCGUCAAUUUUGCGCCUUAUUAAAAACCUCUGUCAGCAUAAAGAAGUAGCAGCGUCAAUGACCUAUUAUACGCUAGAUUCUAUCGUGCAGUACCUCACUAGCGAUGACAGAAAUAUUGGAUACAGUGCACUGGGGAUCAUUCGCGCACUAGUCAACCUUAAUUUGGCUUCAGUAAGUUAG